This is a messenger RNA of Phyllopteryx taeniolatus (common seadragon), 1919 nucleotides long. RefSeq lists its product as uncharacterized. Lineage: Eukaryota; Metazoa; Chordata; Actinopteri; Syngnathiformes; Syngnathidae. Bases 897 to 1517 code for a protein of 206 amino acids. The record is from RefSeq and is a predicted model, not a curated record. Gene Ontology annotation, molecular function: nucleic acid binding; metal ion binding; hydrolase activity. The transcript is spliced from 4 exons.
GUUUUGCGGCACUUGGGGCAAGUGGACAGCUCGUCCGCCUUGGCCUCCCAGCACUGAACGAUGCAAACCUGGCAGAAGUGGUGUCCGCACUCGAGGAUGACGGGAUCGCGGAAGAUCUCCAGACACACCGGACAGGAAGCGGAGCGGCUGGAGCUGUGGUGCGGCCGACACAACCUGGAGCUGAACACGCUCAAGACUGUAGAGAUGAUCGUGGACUUCAGGAGGCAUCCUUCGCCACAGCUGCCCCUCACGUUGUCCAGCUGCCUUGUGUCAACCGUCGAGACCUUCGAGUUCCUGGGAAUUACAAUCUCUCAGGACCUGAAGUGGGCGACCAACAUCAACUCCGUCCUAAAAAAGGCCCAGCAGAGGAUGUACUUCCUGCGGCUUCUGAGAAAGCACAGCCUGCCACCGGAGCUGCUGAGACAGUUCUACACAGCGGUCAUCGAAUCAGUCCUGUGUUCUUCCAUCACAGUCUGGUUUGGUGCUGCUACAAAAAAGGACAAACUCCUACUGCAACAGACUAUCAAAACUGCUGAAAGGAUUGUCGGUACCCCCCUACCCACCAUUGAGGACUUGCACGCUGCCAGAACUAAGACAAGGGCGUGCAAAAUCCUCUCUGACCCUCCGCACCCCGGUCACCAGCUCUUCCAGCUCCUUCCCUCAGGUUUGACCGUCUAGUCCUCGGAGAGCUCGACCAGGACUUCUCCAAGUGCCGUGAUUUCUUUUAUAAGAAAACGCCACCAAAGGUUCUAAACGCGGCGGGACACCAGCCCAUAUGCCAGCGCUUUGAAAACCAGUACCGAUUUGCCAGCUUUUACCACCGUCAGCAUCGCACGCCUUUGUAUUCGGCGUACAUAAUCAGCUCUUCGGAUGAGAAACGUCCCAAUUCCACCUGGAUGUAUGAGCCACAGUUGACAUUUUCCCACGCUGGCCCGGAAAUGGAACCAUUCAACACACCAGUGGAUCAGAAUGUGAUAGAAAGUCAAGCAGUGCUUCAGGAUUACAAGAAUUCCAACUACACCAAGGGCCAUCUAAAUCCCAGCAUGCACCAGAAGACAAGGGAAGACCGUGUGGCCACGUUCACCCUGACCAAUAUUGUCCCUCAGAUGGCGGGCUCCAAUUCGGGUCCCUGGAAUUCCUUGGAGAAACAAGUGCUAAGGAAGUUCAAGGCCUUCUGUGAGGGCCCCAUGUAUGUGAUCACAGGGGCCAUGCCUUAUGCAAAUGGCACUCGCUGGAUCAGGAACAGGGUGUCUAUUCCUGAGUACAUGUGGUCCGCCUACUGCUGUCCAUCCUAUAAGGCCAAGCUCCCUCGGGAUGUCCGGCCGCUGUUUCCAACGUAUGCCGCUGUUGGCAGAAACGAUUGUGACAGCGGCGAGGAGAUUGUGCCAGUGAACCCCAAAUUGAGGCGCUCGCUGCAGGGCUACGAUGUGAGGAAGAUGCCCCUGGAAACCCUGGAGAGCAUCCUGGCACAAAGGCUGGCCAUGUCCAUCAGUUUGUUUGACGGCCAGUGUCAGUAACUAUGCAUACUGUAAUCAACUGGUUUUUUGUUUACUAUCUUUAAUCAAUAAUGUAAUCAAAUUCAUCAUUCUGUUCUGAAUUGCUUAUCCCAAUAUUUUUUGAAUGUAACAUGACUGAAAAUUGCAAUUCGUAUAUUUUUGAUCUUACAAUAAAUCUAAACUGCAACUUGCCAAGUGUUUUUUUUUUCCCCCAUUCCUAUUAAUUUUUCACUAGCAACUGUGUUUAGUCUUAAAAUGGUUAACCAUUCGUACUGUGUAAUGUAUUUAGUUAAGGUCACUGAUGGUGGUGAUUUACUCACCUGACUUCUGUGCAGGCAGUGUGUUCAGUUCCCACUCAGUAAGUGUGUAAAUGGUUGUCUCGCUAUAUUUACCCUGUGAUUGACUGGCGACCAGUCCAGGGUG